Plasmodium vinckei vinckei is the source of this 1341-nucleotide messenger RNA. RefSeq names its product DNA primase small subunit, putative. Bases 1 to 1341 code for a protein of 446 amino acids. The record is from RefSeq and is a predicted model, not a curated record. Gene Ontology annotation, cellular component: alpha DNA polymerase:primase complex. Gene Ontology annotation, biological process: DNA replication, synthesis of primer. The transcript is spliced from 16 exons. NCBI's taxonomy places the organism in Eukaryota, Apicomplexa, Aconoidasida, Haemosporida, Plasmodiidae.
AUGGAAAUUUUACAAGAAAUAAAAGAUUCCACAGUUAAUGAAACGGAUUUAAUCUUUUAUUACCGAAACUUAUGUCCUAUUACCGAUUUAUGUAAUUGGCUAAACUACAAGAAUGACAACAAUGGAAAAUAUACUCGAUUAAACGAUCCGAAUUUUUUUUCCAAAAGAGAAUUUUCUUUUACUUGUAAAAAAAGUGAUCAAGGGAAAGAAGAAAUAUAUAUGAGAUGGCUGUCAUUCAACAGCGCCAAUGAAUUUAAAGAUAAACUCCUUUCAAAUUUUGUCCCAAUUAAAUUCGAUAUAGGAGCAGUAUAUAAUUAUCCUGUUUCCCAAAAAGAUCAAAAAGGCGAUUUAUUUCGUCCUAUUCAAAAGGAAUUAAUAUUCGAUAUUGAUAUGAACGAUUAUGAUGAUAUAAGAACAUGCUGUUCAGAUAAAAAAGUUUGCAAGCUCUGCUGGAAGUUUCUAACUAUAGCAAUAGUUUUAUUAGAUACAGCCCUAAGAGAAGAUUUUGCUUUUCAAAAUAUAUUAUGGGUUUAUUCAGGAAGACGUGGAAUACAUUGCUGGGUUUGUGAUGAAUCAUGCAGACACUACACAACUGAUGCUCGAGCAGCCCUUGCUGAUUAUUUAAACAUAUUAUCAGGAUCAGACACGAAAAAAAAAAAAGUAUCUAUAUGGGGGAAAGAAAAAUACCCAAUGCUUGAGCGAGCAUUUGAUAUUUGCUAUAAAUAUUUUGACGUACUUUUGGAAGAACAAGAUUUUUUCAAAAAAGGAUCUCCUCAUGUUCAAAAAAUAUUUGACUAUUUGCCUUACACGUCUGGAAAAAAUGCAGAUCCCGUGAAAACCACAAGAGUUAACGAAUUCAAGGAAUUUGUUGAUAAUAACAACUUUAAUUCUAAGCAAUUAUUCGAAAAGUUAAGUGUAAUUUAUGGAUUUUCAGUUCCUAUAAAUUAUUUUAAAAAAAAAGAAGCAAAUCAAAACCCUGUAAUUCCAUCAUACAUAAAAGAAAUAGUCUUUCAUUUUACAUACCCAAGACUUGAUAUAAAUGUCAGCAAGGAAAUUAAUCACUUAUUGAAGAGCCCAUUUUGUAUUCACAAUGGAACAGGGAGAGUAUGUGUUCCUUUGGAUAUAAAACAAAUUAACAAAUUUAACCCUCAAUUAGUGCCAACAUUAAAGUUGCUUCGAGAGCAGUUUGAUGAUCCACAAAAUUCACAUAUUGAUACAGAAUAUAGGACUUCUUUGAAAUCUUAUGUAGAUUAUUUUCGCCAUAACUUUGUUGAAAAUAUAUUGUUAUCAUGCGUAGAAAAAAGAAGAAGAAUGAGCGAAGGCCCCAAUGCUGCCAAUUAA